Juglans regia (Persian walnut) is the source of this 5953-nucleotide messenger RNA. RefSeq names its product callose synthase 9. The transcript is spliced from 52 exons. Lineage: Eukaryota; Viridiplantae; Streptophyta; Magnoliopsida; Fagales; Juglandaceae. Gene Ontology annotation, molecular function: 1,3-beta-D-glucan synthase activity. Bases 230 to 5953 code for a protein of 1907 amino acids. The record is from RefSeq and is a predicted model, not a curated record. Gene Ontology annotation, biological process: (1->3)-beta-D-glucan biosynthetic process. Gene Ontology annotation, cellular component: 1,3-beta-D-glucan synthase complex; plasma membrane.
AGCCCGUAAAUCCGGUGAACAUCCCUCCCUCAUAUUACCACUGGGAUUUAGCAAAAGCACCAUGACCUUCUUUGUUUCCACCUUCGUAUUUUCAUUCAAAACUUGAAGCACAUAUUCCUGCUUUUUCAGAAAGAAGAGACCCGCCUUUGGAUUUGGUCCAAGUCCGAGACCGAUUACACUCGUCCGUCGUCAACUCUGUCUCUAGGAUCUUCUAUCCCUAGAUCAGAAAAUGUCACGAGCUGAAGAACUAUGGGAGCGGUUAGUACGUGCUGCAUUAAGCAGGGAAAGGGUAGGCGCUGGUGCAUAUGGGCAUCCUAGUACUGGCAUUGCUGGAAAUGUACCAUCUUCGCUUGCAAACAAUAGGGAUAUUGAUGAAAUUUUGAGGGCUGCGGAUGAAAUUCAAGAUGAAGAUCCCAAUAUUUCUAGAAUCUUAUGUGAGCAUGCUUAUUCACUGGCUCAAAAUCUGGAUCCUAAUAGUGAAGGAAGAGGAGUUUUACAAUUCAAAACUGGACUGAUGUCAGUAAUCAAGCAAAAACUAGCAAAGAAGGAGGUUGGUCCAAUAGAUAGAAGUCAAGACAUUGCACGGUUGCAAGAGUUCUACAAACUGUACAGAGAGAAGAAUAAUGUGGACAAGCUACGAGAAGAAGAAAUGAAGUUGAGGGAGUCUGGUGCUUUUAGUGGAAACCUGGGCGAGUUGGAGCGAAAGACAGUAAAGAGAAAACGGGUGUUUGCAACUUUAAAAGUUUUAGGGACGGUGCUGGAACAGUUGACCAAGGAGAUUCCUGAAGAGCUUAAACGGGUGAUGGAAUCUGACGCUGCAAUGACUGAAGAUUUAAUUGCUUAUAACAUUAUACCAUUGGACGGUCCGUCCUUAACAAAUGCCAUUGUGGAUUUGCCUGAGGUGCGAGCUGCAGUGUCAGCUUUAAAGUACUUUAGGGGUUUACCAAAAUUGCCUGUGGAUUUUCCCAUUCCUGCGACGAGGAAUGCUGAUAUACUUGAUUUUCUGCAUUACAUAUUUGGAUUUCAGAAGGACAAUGUUUCCAACCAGCGGGAACAUAUAAUUCAUCUCCUUGCCAACGAACAAUCACGGCUUCAUAUUCCUGAAGAACCUGAACUGAUGUUGGAUGCAGCUGCUGUACGGGAUAUAUUUCUGAAGUCCCUUGAUAACUACGUUAAAUGGUGUAACUACUUGUCCAUUCAGCCUGUUUGGAGCGACCUGGAAGCUCUUAGCGAGGAAAAGAAAUUACUAUUUGUCUCUCUUUACUUUCUGAUAUGGGGUGAAGCGGCCAACAUUAGAUUUGUUCCAGAAUGCCUGUGCUACAUAUUUCAUCAUAUGGUAAGGGAAAUGGAUGAGAUUUUGAGGCAGCAGAUUGCACAGCCAGCCAAUAGUUGCAGUUCUGAAAGUGGUGUGUCAUUCCUUGAUCAAGUAAUCUUGCCUUUGUACGAGGUUGUCGCUGCGGAAGCUGCAAACAAUGAUAAUGGACGAGCACCUCAUUCUUCUUGGAGAAAUUAUGAUGACUUCAAUGAGUACUUUUGGUCACUUCAUUGCUUUGAACUUAGUUGGCCCUGGCGUAGAAGUUCGUCCUUUUUCCUAAAGCCAAAACGCAGAUCAAAGAAUAUGCUUAUAUCUGGUGGAAGUCAGCGUUGUGGGAAAACUUCCUUUGUUGAGCAUCGGACAUUUCUUCAUCUUUAUCAUAGUUUUCACCGUCUGUGGAUAUUUCUUUUUAUGAUGUUUCAGGGGCUCACCAUCAUCGCAUUCAAUGAUGGACAUCUUAAUGCCAAGACGUUACGGGAAGCUCUUAGCCUCGGUCCAACAUUUGUAGUAAUGAAGUUCUUUGAGAGUGUUUUGGAUAUUAUCAUGAUGUAUGGGGCAUACUCUACAACACGGCGCGUGGCCAUUUCUAGAAUCUUUCUCCGCUUUCUUUGGUUUAGUAUUGCUUCAGUCUUCAUAUGUUUCCUUUAUGUGAAAGCUCUUGAGGAAGAGAGUAAACAAAGCACAGAUUCAGUUAUAUUCAGACUUUAUCUGAUUGUAAUUGGCAUAUAUGCUGGUCUCCAGUUUUUCAUUAGCUUCCUUAUGCGAAUACCUUUGUGCCACAAAAUAACAAAUCAAUGUGAUCGCUGGCCUUUAAUACACUUUGUGAAGUGGAUGCGCCAGGAACGGUAUUAUGUUGGACGCGGCAUGUAUGAGAAGACCACUGAUUUUGUCAAGUAUAUGCUCUUUUGGCUUCUUGUUUUGAGUGGAAAAUUUUUGUUUGCCUACUUUCUCCAGAUCCAGCCGUUGGUGAAACCAACCAGGGAAAUAGUAACCAUGAGCCCUAUUAACUAUUCUUGGCAUGAUUUAGUAUCUAAAAAUAACCAUAAUGCAUUGGCAGUUGCUAGCUUGUGGGCUCCAAUAGUUGCGAUCUAUCUCUUAGAUAUCUAUGUGUUCUACACCCUUAUAUCUGCUGUUUGGGGAUUCUUGCUUGGUGCUAGAGACCGUCUUGGUGAGAUUAGGUCAUUGGAAGCCCUUCACAAACUUUUUGAGCAGUUUCCUGGAGCUUUUAUGGACACUCUUCACAUUCCUCUUUUCAACAGGACUUCCGGUUCUUCAUCCAAACAGGAUGUAGAGAAGAAGAAGAAGGUUGAUGCUGCUCGAUUUGCUCCUUUCUGGAAUGAGAUCAUAAAAAGUUUGAGGGAUGAAGAUUAUAUUACUGACUUGGAAAUGGAGCUGCUGCUUAUGCCAAAAAAUUCUGGAAUUAUUUCCUUGGUUCAGUGGCCCCUUUUUCUUCUUUCUAGCAAGAUAUUUCUGGCCAAGGAUAUUGCUUUAGAGAAUAGAGAUUCACACGAUGAUCUCUGGGACAGGAUCUCAAGGGAUGACUAUAUGAAGUAUGCUGUUCAGGAGUGCUACCAUUUGAUUAGGCUUAUCCUGACCGAAUUAUUGGAUGAUGAAGGACGGAUGUGGGUUGAAAGGAUAUAUGAAGAUAUUCAUGCAAGUAUUGUGAAGAAGACUAUUCAGGUUGACUUUGCACUCAGUAAGCUGCCGCUUGUUAUUUCUCGAGUCACUGCACUGAUGGGAAUUCUGAAAGAGGUUAAAACACCAGAGCUGGAAAAAGGUGCUGUUAAGGCUAUUCAAGAUCUCUAUGAUGUUAUCCGACAUGAUUUCCUUUCUAUUAAUUUGAGGGAGCACUACGAAACCUGGAAUAUAUUGUCAAAAGCAAGGACUGAAGGUCGUCUUUUUACAAAGUUGAAGUGGCCCGAAGGUGCUGAGCUGAGAGCACAAGUCAAAAGAUUGUAUUCAUUGUUGACUAUGAAAGAUUCGGCUUCAACUAUUCCCAAAAAUCUUGAGGCCGGGCGUAGGCUGGAAUUCUUCACUAAUUCCCUUUUUAUGGAUAUGCCUGUAGCCAAACCAGUGCGUGAGAUGUUGUCGUUCAGUGUGUUCACUCCAUAUUAUUCUGAGACUGUACUUUAUAGUAUGUCUGAACUCCAGAUGAAAAAUGAAGAUGGUAUAUCGAUUUUAUUUUACCUUCAAAAAAUAUAUCCAGAUGAGUGGAAGAACUUCCUUGCUCGAAUUGGUCGUCAUGAGAGUACACAAGAUUCUGAGCUUUUGCAAGAUCCUACUGAGACCCUUGAACUUCGGUUUUGGGCUUCUUACAGGGGACAAACAUUGGCCCGAACUGUUCGUGGGAUGAUGUACUAUAGAAAAGCUCUUAUGCUUCAGACAUAUUUGGAGAGGAUAACUUCUGAAGAUUUGGAGGCUGCAGUUUCUAGCAAUGAAGCAACUGAUGAUCGAGGGUUUGAGCUCUCUCCUGAAGCACGGGCUCAGGCAGAUCUUAAGUUUACUUAUGUGGUUACAUGUCAAAUAUAUGGAAAGCAGAAAGAGGAACAAAAACCCGAAGCUGGUGAUAUCGCAUUGCUUAUGCAGAGAAAUGAAGCUCUUCGAGUCGCUUUUAUUGAUAUUGUUGAAACUUCAAAGGAUGGUAAUGUGCAGACGGAAUUCUACUCGAAGCUCGUGAAAGCUGACAUCAAUAGGAAAGAUAAGGAAAUAUACUCCAUAAAAUUACCUGGAAAUCCAAAAAUUGGUGAAGGAAAACCUGAGAACCAAAACCAUGCAAUCAUAUUUACACGUGGAAGUGCAGUUCAGACAAUUGAUAUGAAUCAGGAUAAUUAUUUUGAGGAAGCCUUGAAGAUGAGAAAUCUUCUUGAAGAAUUCCGUCGUGAUCCUGGUUUUCAUGGUAUUCGUCCUCCUACCAUUCUUGGUGUCCGGGAACAUAUAUUUACUGGAAGUGUCUCUUCUUUAGCCUCAUUCAUGUCUAAUCAGGAAACUAGCUUUGUGACUCUUGGUCAGCGUGUUUUGGCAAACCCUUUAAAGGUUCGCAUGCAUUAUGGCCAUCCAGAUGUUUUUGACAGAGUAUUCCACAUAACCAGGGGUGGUAUUAGCAAGGCGUCUCGGGUUAUCAAUAUUAGUGAAGAUAUCUUUGCAGGAUUCAGUUCAACUUUACGACAAGGGAAUAUUACUCAUCAUGAGUAUAUCCAGGUUGGGAAAGGACGAGAUGUUGGGCUUAAUCAGAUUGCUCUAUUCGAGGGGAAGGUUGCUAGUGGUAAUGGUGAACAAGUUCUUAGUCGAGAUGUAUACAGGCUGGGGCAGCUCUUUGAUUUCUUUAGAAUGAUGUCGUUCUACUUUACAACUGUUGGAUACUACUUUUGUACUAUGUUAACGGUGUUGACUGUAUACAUUUUCCUAUAUGGGAAGGCAUAUUUGGCGCUAUCUGGAGUUGGUGAAAGUAUCGAAUUUCAAGCUAAAAUAACUAAGAACACUGCCCUUAGUGCUGCAUUAAACACGCAGUUCCUCUUUCAAAUUGGUAUUUUCACUGCUGUGCCAAUGGUUUUGGGCAUCAUUUUGGAGCAAGGUUUCUUGAGGGCCAUUGUUACUUUUGUUACGAUGCAAUUUCAGCUUUGUUCUGUGUUCUUCACAUUCUCUCUGGGCACAAGAACUCAUUACUUUGGGCGGACUAUUCUUCAUGGUGGUGCUAGGUAUCAAGCAACUGGGAGGGGAUUUGUCGUACGGCAUAUUAAAUUCUCCGAGAAUUAUAGGCUUUACUCCCGCAGUCAUUUUGUUAAAGGAUUUGAAGUUGUGCUUUUGUUGAUAGUGUUUCUUGCAUAUGGGUAUAAUGAUGGUGGUGCACUGUCGUACAUUCUUCUUACAGUGAGCAGUUGGUUUAUGGCUCUUUCUUGGCUCUUUGCUCCCUAUUUGUUCAAUCCAUCUGGGUUUGAGUGGCAGAAGGUAGUGGAGGAUUUCAGAGAUUGGACCAAUUGGCUCCUUUACAGAGGGGGGAUUGGAGUGAAGGGAGAAGAAAGCUGGGAAGCUUGGUGGGAUGAAGAACUGGCACAUAUUCGGACCUUGGGAGGGAGAGUUGCGGAAACUAUUUUGAGUAUAAGAUUUUUCAUCUUCCAGUAUGGCAUUGUCUAUAAGCUGCACGUGCAAGGAAACAAUACUUCAUUGACGGUGUAUGGCCUGUCAUGGAUCGUGCUACUUGUGCUUAUUAUUCUUUUCAAGGUUUUCACAUUCAGCCAGAAAAUCUCAGUCAAUUUCCAGCUUUUGUUGCGCUUCAUCCAAGGCCUCUCCUUUUUGGUGGCACUUGCUGGUUUAGCCGUUGCAGUUAUUUUAACGGAUUUGUCAGUUGCUGACGUAUUUGCUUGCAUCUUGGCAUUUGUACCAACCGGAUGGGGAAUGCUUUCUAUUGCUGGAGCUUGGAAACCUUAUGUGAAAAGGCUAGGAUUGUGGAAAUCAGUCCGGUCUCUCGCACGAUUAUAUGAUGCCGGGAUGGGGAUGCUCAUUUUCAUUCCUGUUGCAUUCCUUUCGUGGUUCCCCUUCGUAUCAACUUUCCAAACCCGCCUCAUGUUUAACCAGGCAUUCAGCCGAGGGUUGGAAAUAUCUCUGAUCCUUGCUGGAAACAACCCCAAUACUGGGAUAUGA